This is a messenger RNA of Esox lucius (northern pike), 2294 nucleotides long. It is a transcript of the gene calm3a, whose product is annotated as calmodulin 3a (phosphorylase kinase, delta). The coding region runs from base 253 to 702 and encodes 149 amino acids. NCBI's taxonomy places the organism in Eukaryota, Metazoa, Chordata, Actinopteri, Esociformes, Esocidae. Gene Ontology annotation, molecular function: calcium ion binding. The transcript has 6 exons. The record is from RefSeq and is a predicted model, not a curated record.
GAUGCACGUUCGCAGGGUGGCGAAUGGCGUCAUUUCGCGAAGGGAUAUAGCCAAUGCGCACAAAAUUGGCGGUGACGCGGUCACUAGUUUCCUGGCAAGUUGGGGUAACUUCAUAAGGAAGGGGCAGUAGGCUGAUAGAACGGUUAUUAUUUUCAGGAAAAGAGAUAUCGGCACAUCUACGUUGACAACUACAAAGUGAACAUUGGCUAUUUAUAAUAUUUUUUCCAAUUUGUUGCAAGACCUAGCAAUACAAUGGCUGACCAACUGACCGAGGAGCAGAUUGCCGAAUUCAAGGAGGCGUUUUCAUUGUUUGACAAGGAUGGCGAUGGCACCAUCACCACCAAGGAGCUGGGCACUGUCAUGCGCUCUCUGGGGCAGAACCCCACCGAAGCUGAGCUACAGGACAUGAUCAACGAGGUGGAUGCUGAUGGUAACGGCACAAUUGAUUUCCCUGAGUUCCUGACCAUGAUGGCGAGGAAGAUGAAGGACACCGACAGUGAGGAGGAGAUCAGAGAAGCCUUCAGAGUCUUCGACAAGGAUGGCAACGGCUACAUCAGUGCGGCAGAGCUGCGACACGUCAUGACCAACCUUGGGGAGAAGUUAACGGAUGAGGAGGUGGACGAGAUGAUCCGAGAGGCUGACAUUGACGGUGAUGGCCAGGUCAACUACGAGGAGUUUGUGCAGAUGAUGACAGCCAAGUGAAGUGAUGUGUUCUUUCACACGUUUCUCUCCUACAUUGCUUGUCCUACUGAGAUCACUGUCUUCAAGAAAACAAAAUCGAUAAUCAAACCAAAAUGUAAAACUCAAUGAUCCAGUGUACGAAAUAAUUUAAUUGUGGUUAGAAACAUCCAGCUGCUUCUGGGGUAUCUGUUUUUAACAGCAACUGCGGAUUAAUCCUUAGCAGAAGUUAAUGGAAGUUUUAACCUGGGAUCAGACCCUUCAGAGUGAGAUUCUGGUUAGGCUCCCAGGUGUUGACAAAAUUUGAGAGAAGAGCAACAUGGAAGAGGUAGAGAAUCCAUGCCAGAAAGGGCUUUCUUUCCUCAUUGAGGGAAAUGUACUAACCCUAGAGUCUAUUUAUUUUUUUUCACUCUGAAAUUUACUCUAUCAACGCACUCACACCUUGCAGUGCAGAUUUCUAACACUGAAUUCGGUAAUGGACUUCCUGCAUGCUCUUCUGGGACAGUUUCAUGUCAUAACGAGGAUGGUCUAAUCCUCUCUGAGACUGGAUUGUGUGCACACUGGAGGUAUACAGAAAUAUAUAGCUAUAUAUAUAUUUGUAAAAUAAUGUGUCACUAACAGUUGGUGCUAGAAUUGAAGUGGAAGAAGUUGCGUUGUGAGGUUGGGGAGUAUCCAGCAUGGAGGUUCUCAAUAGUAUUUUUGGUUGUUUGGGCGGUCUGCUGUCUGUUGUUCUGAAAGCCGACUUUAAUAUCCCAGGCAUGUUAACCUGGGGAAUAUGUGGAUGUACAGUUCCAGGAUGUUGAGGUGGAUUAAACACAGAGCAUUGAUGUAAAGAUAUUUAAUCUGCUAACAGAUAUUCUGAUACAAAUAUUAAUGUUUUGCUUUUAAAAUGUAUGUUAUUAAACAUUAAUGUGUAAAUGAAACAUUUGGUUAAGAAAUAUAUAUUGGUGUAUUGUAAACUUUGCAUUGCCUGUUGAUCUAGUAUGACUUGUGACAUGUUUUGAAAUGUGCCAUAAUACUCUAAAGCCUCAACCUUAUUCCAAGAUGACUUGUAGUAAAUUAGAAAAACACAAAAUAUCAGCUGUAGACAUACACUACAUACAUAUAUUUGCACUUUGGUGUAAACCGUAUAUAUCCGAAAAUGUUCUGUAAAAUAUAAAGAAUCCAAUUAUUGCUGUCACCACCGCUAGAAUGUUUUUUUGUUUUGUUUUUUUGUCUCUUGCUCCUGUGGAUUGGUCAGAUCCUGAUGUUGUCAAGUGAUCCCAUCUUUAUUUUCUGCUUGCUGUUCCACUGAACAGGGUAUAUAUUCAGAAAUACUGCUUUUUGUCAGAGUGAUAGCAUCCAUAUUGAAAAAAUGUAAAGGGUUCAGAUAGGACAUUAAGGAUUUAUAAAUCGAUUAUUUAGGGUUGAAUAAAAGGAAUGCUUGCAAGAGGUAAUGAUCUCUCGUUUAAAAGAACUUCAGGACACUAAACCUGUUUCUGGCUAGCUUUUACUGGUUAACUUUGAUUCAAAGGUUGGUAAAGACAUGGUUAAGGACUGUUAAACUUUUAAAGGUAGCGUACAUAUUUAGAUGUGAAAUUAAUGUUUUUCCAAAAUAAAUUCAUAACUUUACUGUC